Molecule: messenger RNA, 1915 nt
Organism: Sardina pilchardus (European sardine)
Lineage: Eukaryota; Metazoa; Chordata; Actinopteri; Clupeiformes; Clupeidae
Gene: anxa3b
Product: annexin A3b
Exons: 14
Coding region: 91-1107 (338 amino acids)
Cellular component (GO): cytoplasm
Molecular function (GO): phospholipase inhibitor activity; calcium ion binding; calcium-dependent phospholipid binding
Source: RefSeq, a predicted model, not a curated record
CGUUACUGUACAGUCAGUGGUCUUUGAGGUGUGGUGAGUUUGCUGAAGUUGUCGACACAUUUUUCAUUGAGAGAAUACCUCAAGGUCAGCAUGUCUGUUUGGGACGACUUGGAUCUUCUUCUGGACUCACCGUCUUCCUUGACAGUGACGGCUACAACAAAAGGAACUAUCAAGGACAAACAGGGGUUCAAUGCCAGUGAGGAUGCUGCCGCAUUGCGAGAGGCCAUGGAGGGCAUUGGAACUACUGACAAAACCUUGAUUGAUAUCUUAACUCAGAGGAGCAACGCUCAGCGGCAGCUCAUCUGCAAGGCCUACAAAGAGGCCGCAGGAAGGACUCUUGUUGACGACCUGAAGGGGGACACUAGCGGAGAUUACGAGGAUGUGCUGGUGGCUCUGGUCACACACCCUGCUAUGUUUGACUGUCAUGAGUUCAUCAAAGCCACAAAAGGAGCAGGGACAACUGACAGCACUUUGAUAGAAUUGUUCGCUUCCAAGUCCAACCGGCAAAUUAAAUCUAUGUCUGAAGCUUACCUAGAAGAUACUGGGAGAGCAUUGAUGCAUGACCUCAAGUCAGAGGUGUCUAGUGACUAUGGUAAAACUCUUCUCAUCCUGGUAGAGGGGAAGCGAGAUGAAAGUACAAAUAUAGAUGCGGCUAAAGCAAAAGCAGACGCCAAGGCUCUUUACGAAGCGGGAGAGAAGAAGUGGGGGACAGACGAGAGCACGUUCAUAGAUGUGUUGUGCCACAGGAGUGUUCCUCAACUGAGGCAGACUCUGGUGGAGUACAAGAGCGUCAGUGGGAAGACCCUGCAGGAGAGCAUUGAGAGUGAGAUGUCAGGGAAACUGGAGGAGCUGCUGGUGGCCAUUGUGAAAUGUGUGAAGAGUGUACCGGCAUACCUGGCAGAAAGACUCUAUAAAAGCAUGAAGGGGAUGGGCACCACUGAAUCCACGCUUACCAGGAUAAUAGUAGGACGCUCUGAGAUCGACCUGAUGGACAUCAAGGCCGAGUACAAAAAACUGUUUGGUGGCUCGCUGUACUCUGCUAUUGAGUCAGACGUCGGGGGCCAUUACGGCGACUGUCUGAAGAUGAUCUGUGGCGCUGAUGACUAGCUCCAACCACCGAUGAGCCCGGUGGAUGAGAAACUCCACCCCUCAGAGGAGGAUGUACUGUAUAGCUGCAGAGCAAUCAAGCCUGAUGCAAUGCCGCCCUCCACAGACACUACUGCCUAGUAAAUCUGAUCUGCACACACACACAAGAUGAUUCAUGGCAAUAAAAUGUGAUUAUAAAAAAAAUCUUUUCACUUGCUGCACAAACCAAAGCUUGUAAAAUGCAUUUGACAUUUCUGCAUGAAUGUGCAAUCUCUGCUUUCUAAAUCCAUGCUGUGUGCAUCUGUCCCAGUCCAUAAGAUUUGUGAUUGCUGGACUUUUGCCUGUUGUGCUCAAUAACAUUAAUCUUAUAGAAUCAUGUCUUGGCUUCUUAUUUUUCCUUGCUCAUGUCACGCUCUCCCUUGGCUGCGCUGCUAAUUUGAUUGGCUUUUCCUUCGAGCUUUCAUCUGAAGAUGGUGCUGAAAGCAGCUUUUCUGUUUUGUGAAAGAUCUAGAAUUGUCUGAUCUGGGGUCAAGAGUGUGUACUAACAGGAUAUGUGGUUGGAUGAAGACAUAACGGAGUUUUUGCUUAUGUGUGUGUACACAUUUUGAAGGUUUCCUCUUUUUUGAAUUCAUCUCAUGGGUUUUACCCAAUUCUAAACCCUGCCCUCAAAUGUCCAAUUUCUUCACUUCCUAUAGUAUACUCAUCUGUUAAUCUGGUAUGCAACAGCUGUUGUCAAUCCCUGUCCUUUCAGUUGGUACUAUUCUGCUGUCCAGAUUUCUAAUUCAUCUUCAAAAGGAAGAGACUUGCUCAGAUAAUACCUUAGAUAUUA